AUGAGUGAUGAAGAAGUGGAAAUGGUACUAAGUCGAAAGUCUCGAUUCAGUCGCUAUCGUACACGAGUUCGAAAGAAAAUCAAUCUCGAUAUAAAUGAAGCAAUGCAAAUCGAUGAUAGCAACAUUACAUCAAUGAAUGAUAUAUCUGAUUCCGAAGAACCAAAUACUGUAUUCAUUGAUAAAAUACCAAUAGUAACGCACGAUGUAUGUACUCAAACUUUAGAUUCGUUGUCUAAUCCAGAAAUUAAACAACAUAUCAUUGAAAAUAGUCAUGGUAACUAUAUAAAUCAAUUAGAAGGUAGUAGUAGUAUAUUUCAACUUCUAAAUGAUUAUAAUAAUAAAUUUAAAGAUAAUGAUUUGCAUUAG
Rotaria sp. Silwood1 is the source of this 366-nucleotide messenger RNA. NCBI's taxonomy places the organism in Eukaryota, Metazoa, Rotifera, Eurotatoria, Philodinida, Philodinidae. The record is from the annotation of a GenBank genome assembly.